Saprolegnia parasitica CBS 223.65 is the source of this 2016-nucleotide messenger RNA. RefSeq lists its product as hypothetical. Gene Ontology annotation, biological process: telomeric loop disassembly; regulation of double-strand break repair via homologous recombination; negative regulation of t-circle formation. Bases 1 to 2016 code for a protein of 671 amino acids. Gene Ontology annotation, cellular component: nucleus. The transcript has 12 exons. Gene Ontology annotation, molecular function: DNA helicase activity; hydrolase activity, acting on acid anhydrides, in phosphorus-containing anhydrides; ATP binding. Lineage: Eukaryota; Oomycota; Saprolegniomycetes; Saprolegniales; Saprolegniaceae. The record is from RefSeq and is a predicted model, not a curated record.
AUGCCCACGGUCCGCAUCGCCGGCGUGCCCGUGAGCUUCCCCUUCACGCCCUACGAGUCGCAGCUCGUGUACAUGGAGAAGGUCAUCACGGCCCUCGAGACGAAGCAGAACGCGCUCCUCGAGAGCCCCACGGGCACGGGCAAGAUCAUCUACUCGUCGCGGACGCAUACGCAGCUCAAGCAGGUCGUGAAGGAGCUCAAGCAGACCGCGUACAAGCCCAAGGUCGCGAUCCUUGGAUCGCGCGAGCACCUCUGCGUCCACCCCGAGAUCUCCAAGAUGCGAGGAACGCAGCAGAACCACUCGUGUCGCCAAGCCGCCAAGCAGAUGCGCUGCAUCUUCAAAUCGGGCUACGACCAGUCCAAGAAGGGCGGCAAUCCGCGCAUCAUGGACAUUGAAGAGCUCGUGACCGUCAACCGCGAGCGACAGAUCUGCCCGUUUUACGCAAGCCGCGACAUGCUGUCCAAGGCCAACGUCAUCUUCAUGCCGUACAACUACCUCGUGGACCCGCCCCUCCGCGCCUCCCUCGGCGUCUCCCUCGAGAACGCCAUCUUGAUCUUUGACGAAGCUCACAACGUCGAAUCAAUUGCGAGCGAGGCGGCGUCGUACAGCCUCUCGACCGAAGACAUUCAAGGCUGCAUCAAGGAGGCGCAGGAGUGCCAUCGCAUGAUUGCGACCUCGCGUUACGUGCCGGAAGAAAGCUCGUUCCUAAGCACGCAGUCGGUGACCACCCUCAUGGAGCUGCUCAUGGAGAUUGAGCGAGGGCUUCUCUCGUUUCCCGUCUCCAAGGAUGGCGGCUGCACCAAGCCGGGCGAGUACAUUUUUGACUUUUUCAAGGCGUUCAACAUCUCGUUCGACACGGCGCCGAUGGUUCUUGGCAUCUCGGAGCAAGUGAUCGAGGCUAUCACGGACGGCGGCAAUGCGAGCAACCCGCGCAACUCGAAGCUCGAGAGCCUUGUCUCGUUCCUCAAGACGAUCUUCCGGGACAAGGACAACCACCACAAGAUGACCAAACAAUUCCGCGUGCAUAUCCAAGAAGAGACGCAAACAUCCCGACGGUACCAGUCGGGGCCUCCUGUCAUGAAGACGAUGCGCUGGUUCCACUACUGGUGCUUCCAUCCGGGCGUCGCCAUGCAAGAAAUUUACGAUCAAAAGGUCCACAACAUCAUCCUUACGAGCGGGACGCUUUCGCCACUCGAUACCACCACCAAAGAACUGGGGAUUCCGUUUCCCAUUCAGCUCGAAAACUGUCAUGUCGUUGACGCGUCGCAAGUGUGGCUCGGCGUCGUGGGCGUUGGCGUCACGGGGAAGCGCCUCAACAGCAGCUACCAAUACCGGAGCUCGGUCGAGUACCUCGUCGAGCUCGGCAACACGCUCAUCAACUUUGCUCGGCUCGUGCCGAAUGGCCUUCUCAUCUUCUUCCCGUCGUACACGAUCAUGGACCAAUGCGUUGCGCACUGGCAGCUCAAGCCCGCCAACCAGCAACCGUGCAUUUGGGACCGUCUCUUGCAGCUCAAGACGAUCCAUGUCGAGCCCAAGAACCGGUUCGAGUUUGCUGACGUUGUGACGGCGUACCACGACGAAAUCAAGUCGAAUCCGCAGGGCGCCAUCUUCAUGGCGGUGUGUCGCGGCAAGGUCAGCGAAGGCAUUGACUUUUCCAACGAGAACGGCCGCGCGGUCGUCAUCACCGGCCUUCCGUUUGCACCGAUCAAGGACCCCAAGAUUGUCCUCAAAAAGGAGUUUUUGGACCAAGCGAUUGUGCCCCCCGGCGAGUCGAAACUCACAGGCAACAACUGGUACGUGCAACAAGCUGCGCGCGCCGUCAACCAAGCGAUCGGCCGAGUGAUUCGCCACCGUCACGACUAUGGCGCGAUCAUCCUCCUCGACGAGCGCUUUGGCUACGCGCAGCAGCGCGGUACGCUCUCCAAGUGGCUGCAAUCCUACUGCCACAACUUCAGCAGCUACGGUGCGGCCCAUGAAAUGCAUACACCACCACAAACCUCAACCUUGUACCGAUAG